Molecule: messenger RNA, 1539 nt
Organism: Apis florea (little honeybee)
Lineage: Eukaryota; Metazoa; Arthropoda; Insecta; Hymenoptera; Apidae
Source: RefSeq, a predicted model, not a curated record
UGCUCUUCAUAGUUCACUGAAUAGUCAGUUGCACGCGGACUGACCCAUUGCUUUCCCCGUAAAAGUGAAGAGUUAAAUCAGGUUGACUCUUUCUCCCUGCUCUGUAUGGUCGAGUACCAACCAAUGUCCUAUCAGUAUGUGCACAUCAAGAUCGCUUUUACCUUUUUGUGGGCGAGGAGGGAUUUCUAAGAGUAUAAAAUGCAACCUAUCUUCCUUUUGUCAUGGCGAAUAUUAUUUCGCUCAUUGUAGUAAUUCUUGGUUGCAUCGUACUGGUCCAUGCGGAACCAACAACAGCAGUUAACAGCUAUCCCAUUAUAGGAGAAAGCAAUGGUUUCGAGUAUAAUAGCAACAUCAUCAACAAUGGUGCUUACAUGGCUGACAAAGAAAGUCAUAGAGAAAACAUGAAUUUUUACGGUGGAGGAAAUAGUGGACAUUUAUUGACCAACAGCAGGAAUCACGGAAAUCUCGAAGAAAGUUUAACAAGCAAUUCUUAUAACGGAUUUUCACCUAGUUCCCACAAUACUGACUUCUCUACUUACUCUAAUACUGGUAAUCGUGAAAAUCUCGCUUCGAAUUCCUAUUUUGCAAAUAAUGCUGCUCAAUCCAGUUUUGGUAGUUACACGAGUAGCAACAGCAAUGGAGAUUCUACCUUAAAAACUUAUACUCAUGGCAAUGAUCAAGCCGGAUCUGAUUUCAAUCAAUUCUCUAUUAACAAACACAAGAAUCUCUCUUACAUGAAAUUUUCCGAUAAUUUAACCGGUGCUACUAGCGCGGGAAAUUAUCCUGAACUAGUUACAGAGAAUUCUUCUUUCAGAGAAGAGUACUCUGGCGAUUCUUUUAGGAAUCACGCGUCUAAUGAUGCAGGAUUCACGGAUGGUAUUGAUCAAGUCUACAACAGAGAAGUUCCUAAUCUAUUUAAUAAUCAUAAUAAUGAUUAUUCAUAUGGAAAAUAUAAAGAUACUACAUUUAAUAUAGGAGGAAGCAAUAAAUUUAUGAAUGAUGUAUAUUCCUUCCAUCCUGAAACCCGUUACGUGCGAGGAAGUCAUGGAAACAUAGGACAUGAUUACAGUUCUUCAAUGAUUUUAUCUAAUCCUGGAAAUAAUCUUUUCGGCAAUAUUCGUGGAAAUAGCGGUGUUUAUGGAAAAUUAAAUAAAUAUAAUAAAUAUUUAGGUGAUUAUAUUUCAAAUGGUUUAAACUAUCUUUCCAAGGAACAAGAUAUUGAUUAUUUAUUUGGUAAUCAUGGUAAAGGUAAUGGAAAAUUGGCUACAAUUAAAGAAGGCAGACCAAAUAAUUAUUUUGGUGGAUCUUUGUAUGUCAAUAAAAUUGUCGGAAGUCAUAAAAGUAAACCAAAUUUUAUGAAUUCAUAUCCUAGUAGUUCAUCGAUAGCGUAUUCGUCUACACCGAAUUUACAUAGUGGUAACAAUUAUGCUGAUAGGCCUGUGUUAAGAAGAUAUCGAAGCAAUAGUUAUGUACCAGGACAUGCUAGUUCAUAUUCUGGUUAUUACUAAUAAUUUUUUAAUAACUUAAAUGUGUAUGAUG